AUGACGUGGUUAGAAAGAAGAGGCAGGCCUAAGGCUAUUCAGCCAGGUAAUCGCGAGUGGGUGACGGCGAUUGCUGCAAUCAACGCUGCUGGCUGGUCAGUCCCACCGUUCCUCAUCUUCGCUGGCCAGUAUCAUCUAUCUGCCUGGUACAAGGAAGCAGAGAUCCCACGCAACUGGGUAAUCGCAGUUAGCGACAAUGGCUGGACAAACAACAAGCUAGGAGUAGAGUGGCUGAAGCACUUCAACGCUCACACAAAGACUCGCGUUGUUGGUGCGCGUCGCCUGCUCGUCCUUGACGGCCAUGAGAGCCACCACUCUCUUGAGUUUCAAGAGCUCUGCAAGGAGAACAAUACCUAUACGCUCUGCAUGCCGCCUCACUCAUCCCAUCUACUGCAGCCGCUUGACGUUGGCUGCUUCUCGCCGUUGAAGCGCGCGUAUAGCCGUGAGGUUGAGAGCCUCAUCCGCCACCACAUCAACCAUAUCACCAAGCUUGAGUUCCUGCCAGCCUUUAAGGCAGCGUUCAGUCAAUCGUUCACCUCAGCCAAUAUCUGCUCAGCCUUUUGA
Didymella exigua CBS 183.55 is the source of this 564-nucleotide messenger RNA. RefSeq names its product CENP-B protein. NCBI's taxonomy places the organism in Eukaryota, Fungi, Ascomycota, Dothideomycetes, Pleosporales, Didymellaceae. The coding region runs from base 1 to 564 and encodes 187 amino acids. The record is from RefSeq and is a predicted model, not a curated record. The transcript is spliced from 2 exons. Gene Ontology annotation, molecular function: DNA binding. Gene Ontology annotation, cellular component: nucleus.